Molecule: messenger RNA, 879 nt
Organism: Botrytis fragariae
Lineage: Eukaryota; Fungi; Ascomycota; Leotiomycetes; Helotiales; Sclerotiniaceae
Product: putative had superfamily protein
Exons: 4
Coding region: 1-879 (292 amino acids)
Source: RefSeq, a predicted model, not a curated record
AUGAGUAUUCAUUCUAAGCUUUUCUCAUCAUUAGUUAGAAUAGCGCCUAAAUUUGUUGUUGGAAGAAGAUUUUGUUCUGUGAGGAAUCUUGGAACGGAGACGCGGGGUAAAGGUUUUUUGAGCAUAGGUGCGAGGGUUGAUAAUAAAAGAUCUUUCGGUAUGACGACACGGGUAUUGGAUGGAGUUGGAGGGGGGGAAGGGGAAUGGGAAGGAAAGAGAGUGAGAAAAUUUGCUCCUUUGGGGGGUGAGGGGAUGAGUAGGGAGGGGGAGGAGGGUGUAAGAAAGUUGAGAGGAAUCAUUUUUGAUAUGGAUGGGACUUUGUGUGAACCUCAGACCUAUAUGUUCGGCCAGAUGCGUAGUGCUCUAGGAAUAGACAAGUCUAUCGAUAUCCUAGACCACAUCUAUUCUCUCCCUGUAUCCGACCAAGAAGCGGCACAUGAAAAAAUCCGAGCCAUAGAACGGGAAGCAAUGCCUCCAAACCCUCUUCACCUACCUCUCCACCCUUACUCCCACCCUCCCUCUCGCAAUCCUCACCCGCAACCAUCCACCCCCCGUCCACCAUCUCCUCACAACCCACCUCCCCAAACCCCCUUCUCCCCCAUCAUCACCCGCGAAUUCCGACCUCCGAAGCCUCAUCCCGCUGGAAUUCUCCACAUCGCAAAAGAAUGGAAUGUGGAUCCCAAAGAUACGAUUAUGGUGGGCGAUUCGAUCGAUGAUAUGAAAGCUGGGUUUGCAGCCGGAGCGGCAACGGUUUUGUUGGGGAAUAGUGUUAAUGAGGAGUUGUGGGAACAUGAGUGUACGGAUUUAGUGGUGAAGAGGUUGGAUGAGUUGGUGGAGGUGUUGAAGGGGGGUUUGUGGGGAGGGUGGAACGGUAGAUGA